UAGUAGCCAUUGCGUGUUUAUGCUGUUUUGUGGACGAAAGAAGCGAGACUGAGCAAUUUUUAGACCGCUUAAAACCAGUAACUGUCUUACGAUUUCGACUUGUUUUAACAAACACUCGGUGUAUUUUAGUGAGUAGAGACUCGUAAUACAAUCAGUUGUAGUGAAUUUACCACAACUAAAAACGUUAGCAAACCCGUUGUGUGCACCUCCCUGCAUUCCAGACGAUCGCAUUUGUGGGGAUUAACCUUAGUUUUUGAAUCGCUAGCUAAAGUGUUAUUUGCGCACCGUAACGUUACCAUUGUUUUUACCGAUAAGGCAUUCUUUUCAAGAAACGUGUUCCAAUUUAGAUGGCAAGCUUCCCAGAUUUUGUAAACGAAAAUGAAAUAGGAAAGGCUAAGUUUGUUGGGGAACUCUUAGCUCCGGUUGCACCCUUUGACCAGAAGUCGGGCCGGGAGACCUGGACUGUUGCUUUUGCGCCUGAUGGUUCCUACUUCGCUUGGUCUCAAGGACAUCGCAUUGUGAGGCUCCUACCCUGGUCAAAAUGCUUAGCCGAUCUGUCUGUGAGGAAGGACGAGCGCUCGACUGGAGUGGGACGCCUAUCGCGGCAGAACAGCAUCGGCACGGUCACCCCGUUGUCCGGUGAGCCGCGAGAACACACCAUUGACUGCGGCGAUGUGGUGUGGGGGCUUGCGUUCGGCUCGUCCGUGCCUGAGAAGCAGAGCCGCUGUGUCAACAUUGAGUGGCACCGCUUCAAGUUUGGCCAGGACCAGCUGCUCUUGGCCACUGGCCUCAAUAAUGGCCGCAUCAAGAUCUGGGAUGUCUACACAGGAAAGCUUUUGCUUAACCUGAUGGACCACACAGACAUUGUGCGAGACCUGACAUUUGCCCCUGACGGUAGCCUCGUUCUGGUGUCAGCAUCCAGAGAUAAAACGCUACGUGUGUGGGACCUGAAAGAUGAUGGCAACAUGGUGAAAGUGCUGCGGGGCCAUCAGAAUUGGGUGUACUGCAGCGCCUUCUCUCCUGACUCCUCAGUGCUGUGCUCAGUGGGGGCGGGCAAAGCGGUGUGCCUGUGGAACAUGGACAAGUACACACUAAUCCGGAAGCUGGAGGGCCACCACAAUGAUGUGGUGUCAUGCGAGUUCUCGCCGGACGGAGCCCUGCUGGCCACAGCCUCUUACGACACCCGCGUCAUCCUGUGGGACCCUCACAUGGGCACCGUGCUGCUGGAACUGGGGCACCUCUUCCCUCCCCCGUCGCCUAUCUUUGCUGGGGGGGCCAAUGAUCGCUGGGUGCGCUCGGUGGCCUUCUGUCACGAUGGCCGUCACGUCGCCACAAUCACUGACGAUCGGCUGGUGCGUUUCUGGAACAUUGAGGAGAAGUCCCCUCAGGCCAUCGCACCUGUGGCCAACGGCCUCUGCUGUGCCUUCUCCACUGGAGGGAGUGUUUUAGCUGCGGGGUCUCGUGAUGGCAGUGUGCACUUCUUGGCGUGCCCGCGCUCUAUCGCCAGUCUCCAGCACCUGUGCCGCAUGGCUCUGCGCCGGGUCAUGCCCACUCAGCAAGUGCACACGCUGCCCAUCCCCGUGUGCAUGCAGGACUACCUGGCCUACAAGACCAUCUAGCUGCACCCUGUGCCAAUCACUCACUGUACAACAAGGACUUUCUCUUCUUUUGUAAAAAACAACAACAAAACAAAAAACAAAAAAAAACAACCAAAAACAGACAUAGUUGUAGAAAAGAAGCAAAACAAAAAAAACUUUUUUAUGCAGACCUCAUGAUAUGUGAAGUACAGCGACGUACUUAGACACAUGGGGUUAUUCUUGCUCUUUUAUUGGUUUGUUUUUGUAUUUAUUUAUAUUUUUUGUAAGUAUUGCUUUCUAGUGUUUAUUUUCUUCUCAUCGGUCUUCUUUCUAAUUGAAUGUCAAAUUAUAUAUAUUUUUCUUUAUCUGUUUUUCCUUUGGAAAGAGAACAUUUUGUGUUGGCUGCUCAUGCAGUGGCAUUGGUAGAAGGCCUUAGCGAAUACAUCACCAAUAUCACCUCUGCAUCUCCCUUAGAUGCUAACGAGUGUGUUCAGGUCCAGUGCAAUUUUCCUUCAGCACCACUAUAACCUAAUGCAACUGUCCAAACACGACGUCUUGUAUGAUCUUGUAGAGAGUAGUAGACUUAUGAAUGCUAAAUACUUCAUGACUUGAAAGCAGUGCUUCCUCUGCCUUGACUUUUCUCUAAGGAAGGAAAACUGCACCUUACUGAGGACUGAGUGCACGAGAGUGAGUGAUCGGUCGCUGGAGAUGAGGGAGGUGUCGAGCAGCCAGUUGUUUUGGUUGACUUGACUGAAAGGCUAUGAAGGGAAGCAAGGAUGUAUCUUGGGAUGUGAGGUGUGCGUGAGUGAGUGUGCUUGCAUGAUGGGAGACCUUCUCCGGCAGUGGAGUGCGGGCUGUGGUCAGGGAGAGGGACUGUACUGCCCUGUGUGCCUCCUGAGUUGCUCCCUGUUCUUUGCACUGCCCAAUUGUAGCGCUUGUGUAACUUCACACGCAUGUGGGCAUAUAGAAACCUAACACGUACAGACAUACAUAUGUGUGUGUAUGUAUAUAUAUGUGUAUAUGUCCUUAAUUGUUCUGAAAUAAGAACUCAUGGGCCUGCUUGUUUUCUAUUGCUUAUUUGUAUAUUUUCAUCUGUACAAAAAUGUUAAGUUUGUGUAUUUGUAUAUGUGUCAUAUGGCUCAAAGACAGUUUUUUUUUCCUUAUCACCAAUCAAUCCGUUAAUUUGUUUGAAUAAAUAUUCUAACAAUGACCAUGUCCUGAAGAUUAACAUCUCUGUAAUGUGAAAAGACAUGUACAUGAAUGAUGACAAUGUCUUAAAUGAACGAGUGAACAGAGCGUGCUAGCAAUCUAUUGCGCUCCCAUUCUAGCAAACUGAAAGAUGGUAGAGAAAUUGCUGUGUUUGUCUGUAUGUAUCUAUGUAUCUAUGUGUGUGUAUGUAUGUAUGAAUGAAUGAUUGAAUGAAUGCUUAUGUGAAGAUUGAACUUGGAGGCUUCAUCUAUUGAUGUAACAUCUUUACAGUACAUUCCCACGGAAAUAACUCAAGCCGCUGUGCCAAUUGAUGCUACAUAACUGUUUUUCUUUUUGGAAAUGUUACUUUUUUGUUUUUUUUGUCCACCUCCCGCAAUUGUUUGUCAGAGUUCUAGUGGGAUGGUUCUGUUACCAUGGAGACUGGUGUGUGCAUUUCAUUUCUGUAAUACUUGGUGUUACUUCUGAAGCCUCAGAAGUCUGGGACGCGGUCUUCUCUGGGGGUUGAGGUGGCAGGCUAGUGGGAGAACCUGCUUGUAGACAUGAUUGAAGAUGAACGAUAAUGUGAUGCUGAAUUGCAAAAAUCAGAGCGUACGAUUUCAGGACAAAUUGUUUUUGUGUAUUAUGUGUGUUUGGUCAUGUUUGUUUAGCUCCUCUUUCUGUAGGCAUCUGUUUCUACUCUGUAAGGAUGGUAGUAACCAUCAUGGCAAUAAUGUUUGCUUGGUUUUCUUUUGUUUGUUUGUCUGUUUGUUUGUUUUUUGACCAUCUUGUGCUGAUGCCCAAAGAUCCUUAAGAGAUAUGUAAGUUAGAAAGUGGCAGUCAGGGAUGGUUGGAGGUCUGUAUUCGAGUAAAACUUGAACAUUGUUUUUGUUAUGUGUUUUCUUCUUUGCCUGUCUGAAAUGCUUUUCUCUCAGUUGAAGCCAAACCAUUAAUCUGCAGCAGAUUUUCUAAUUCUGCUUCAUCUCAACAAAGUAUUAAAUACAGUAUUCAUACAACACGCUUUGAUGACAGUGGAAGAAAUGAAUGUAUCUCCAUUUUCUUCAGUGUAUUCAAUCAUAUGUGGGUUUCAAUAAAGUCUCAUUCCUCUAUCAA
Messenger RNA from Sardina pilchardus (European sardine), 3875 nucleotides. RefSeq names its product WD repeat and SOCS box containing 1 (gene wsb1). The coding region runs from base 348 to 1619 and encodes 423 amino acids. Gene Ontology annotation, molecular function: protein binding. Gene Ontology annotation, biological process: intracellular signal transduction; protein polyubiquitination. The transcript has 9 exons. Lineage: Eukaryota; Metazoa; Chordata; Actinopteri; Clupeiformes; Clupeidae. The record is from RefSeq and is a predicted model, not a curated record.